Molecule: messenger RNA, 1602 nt
Organism: Callithrix jacchus (white-tufted-ear marmoset)
Lineage: Eukaryota; Metazoa; Chordata; Mammalia; Primates; Cebidae
Gene: CCL24
Product: C-C motif chemokine ligand 24
Biological process (GO): positive regulation of cell migration; antimicrobial humoral immune response mediated by antimicrobial peptide; inflammatory response
Cellular component (GO): extracellular region
Molecular function (GO): CCR chemokine receptor binding; chemokine activity
Source: RefSeq, a predicted model, not a curated record
GGAGGGGGCUGGGGGGCGUGUUUUCUUCUAGUUGCUCCAUAAAGGGCAGAGGGAGAGAGUUUAGGGUGCACUGCAAGGACCUGAGCUCUUUAUCCCCAGGUCCUUUCCUCCUGCACAUCAGCUUUGAGCCCUGAGCUGGUGCUUCUCUCUGGGACAUGGCAAGCCCGAUGACCGUCGUAACCAGCCUUCUGUUCCUUGCUGUCUGUGCCCACCACAUCAUCCCUACGGAUUCUGUGCUGCUCCCCUCUACCUGCUGCAUGUUGUUUAUUUCCAAGAGAAUUCCUGAGAACCGAGUGGUCAGCUACCAGUUGACCAACGGGAGCAUGUGCCUCAACGCAGGGGUGAUAUUCACCACCAAGAAGGGCCAUGAGUUCUGUGGCGACCCCAGGCAGGAGUGGGUCCAGAGGUACAUGAAGAACCUGGAUGCCAAGAAGAAGAAAGCUUCCUCUAGGGCCAGGCCAGUGGGUGUCAGGGUGCCCAUUCAGAGACUUCUCAGCAACAGAACCACCCUCUAAUCACCGCCCAGGCCUCCAGCCCUGAGUCUGUUCCUGGUCUACUAGGGGACUGGGGAAGCCAUAGUGAUGGGGGGAAGGGCUAAUUUUCCUUUUUCUUAGCAACACUCUCCAGGGAUGUGUCUCGUCUAUGAAAAACCCAAGGGAGCAGGCGAUAUGGUCCUCGGCGGGGGUUGGCGGGGAGGGCCUGAGGAAUGGCUCCAAGCAUCUGUGGCCUCUUGCUUUUCUGGAGCUGGGGAGAAGAUCCUGGAAGGAGGGCAGGGACAACUCUUUACCCUUCUUCUGACCUGGUUCAAAUUUUUUUUUUUUUUUGAGACGAAGUCUUGCUCCAUUGCCCAGGCUGGAGUGCAGUGGCACGAUCUCGGCUCACUGCAACCUCUGCCUCCUGGGUUCAAGGGAUUCUUGUGCCUCAGCCUCUUGAAUACCUGGGACCACAGGCGCAUGCCACCACGGCCACCUAAUUUUUGUAUUUUUAGUAGAGAUAGGGUUUCAUCAUGUUGGGCAGCUGGUCUCAAACUCCUGGCUGCAAGUGAUCCACCCACCUCAGCCUCCCGAAGUGCUGGGAUUACAGGCAUGAGCCACCACACCUGGCUUACUCAAACUUUUAUGUUGGAAAAAAAAAAAAAAGUAAAUCAUAAUUUUUUUUAAAGAGACAGGGUUUCACUAUGUUGGCCAGGAUGGUCUCGAUCUCUUGACCACGUGAUCUGCCUGCCUUGGCCUACCAAAGUGCUGGGAUUACAGGCGUGAGCCACCGUGCCUAGCAAUUUUUUUUUUUUUAAAGAAAUGAACAUGGAGGACUGGGGUGAAGGGUCAGCUCGGGCAGUGUAAUAUUUUUGGGAAGAUAUGACUUUAAGAAGGUUCUCGGCUUUCUGACAGUUUGCUCCAUGCUGUUUUGGGGCCAAGGGCCUUUAAAUCUGUGCUCAUCCCACAUUUUGGUGAGGGGAAGAUGGGGUGGGCGAAAAGGGGGAUAAAAGACCCUAGCUUUUCUUCUUUCUAUGCAUGAGAUACUACGUAGGUUUAUCAAGAGCAUGGACACAUUUGCUGUUUUCAAAUAAUAGUUCAAAUAAAAUGUGAUCUUUUUUUCUUUGAA